CACGCCUACAUAGUUACACGUUUCGUCAACCAAUGAACCAGGAAAUCCUUCUGUACAGAAUAAAGAAACGAUUAACUUAAAGAGCUUGAACAAUAUCAUGGCGUCUAACAAAUCAACAGAACUACAUGGAACUAAUAAUUUAGAUCAUGAAGAGGACAAAAAAAAAAACGCGUCCAACCAUCUCUCCGAGCUGCGUCUUAUCCUUCUGGGCUGGCGGUGGCCUGGGAAAAGCCUGACCGGAAACACUAUCCUGGGUUACGAAGAGUUUCGGCUGGAGCGAGCAGCUGAAUUCUCUGUGAAGCGUGAUGCAGAGCGGCUCGGUCGCAAGCUGACUGUCGUGGACACACCAGGCUGGUUUUCAGCUCAGACUACUCCAGCUGCUUAUCAACAGGAGAUGACCCGCAGCCUGUCGAUGUGCCCGCCGGGGCCGCACGCUUUCUUGCUCGUCGUGCCUGUGGGCAUGUUCACGGACACUGACAGAACGAGAAUCGAGGAGAACCUGGUGCUGUUUGGUGAGGCCGUGUGGAGGCACACCAUAGUGGUAUUCACAUGGGCCGAGGUGCUGAAGAACAUGCCGAUCGAGAGACACAUCCGGCGCCAAGGUAGUGCACUGCAGUGGGUGCUGGACAAGUGCAAGAAGAGAUACCAUGUCAUCAACAAUGAUGCUUUUGGAGAGCACACGCAAGUCCCUCAGCUGAUUGAGAAGUUGGAGAAGAUGGUAGCUGAGGAGGGAGGGUACUUUAAACCCAUGACAGAAGAGGAGAAAGCAAAGAUUCAGGUUACGGUUGCGGCUACUGAUGAGAACUCAAACCCGAAUGAGGUGAAAGAGAAGCGUGAGCUUGGAGCCAGGCCCAAACAGAACUGUUCCUUUAGCUCAGUGCAGUCUGUUGAUGCAGAGAGUCCACACAAUUUGAUGGAAGAAAUGUCUGAUUGAGAAAAAAGAGAUCAGAGAAUUUAUGCUGCUUCGUUACAUUCCUUGAUCUGAGGUCAUUUGGUGAAUAUCUGCAGCUACAGGAAACGACUAUUUAUUUAAAAACAAGUUAUGAAUUUAAUUUACGGAUGUGCUGUAUAUCUUUUAAAAAUUUAGACACCCCUUAUCAAUUGAGCUACACUAGUUAUAGUUAAGUCAUGAAAGUUAGUUUGUUACUCAUUUUGUAUUGUUGUUAAUUUUUUUAAACUUCUGCAUUAGUAAAUCAGUGUCAUAUCAAAAUAUAGAAUAAAUAUUGUUAGCGCAACAUUCAUAACCUAGAUGCAUAGCCCAAUGUUAUAAUGUUUUUUUUUUCUUUUUAAAACUUUUUUUUCUUCUUUUAAAUAAUUUACUUGUGCCUGAACUGAAAUCAACAAUGACCACCAACGGGUGACAGAUUAUUGAUUUGUGUCCGUCUCUUUUAAAAUUGUUACUGUUGUAAAUCUUUAUUCAGCAAAAUAUUUUUUGUUGUUGUUUAUUUUGUAGAUGAAGUCACUGCAUACAUUCCUGUACCUUUUAUUACUGUAUGUACAACAUGCUUUUAGAGAACACUUUUAAAUGAAUGAAGUAGAAACAUUGUUUCUUUGAUUGUUGUAUUUAAGAACGGUUAUUUAACUCUCACCCUUUAAGUGGAUCUUUUGCUUUUAUACUGUACACUGGACAAUGGAAACGCUUGCACCAAGAUGCACAAUGAAACAACUUAACAGCUACACCUAACUGCAAAGUUUUGUUUGAACAAGUUAAACACUAUUUUUUUCUCAAGGCAGAAAAUAACACUGUACCACAGUGUAAUACCGUCAUGAAGGGCUUUGAUCAUUUUAUGGAGCACAAAAAAAAAGGAAAUUGACAGUGUAGUCACAUCCAUGACAUUAAACAGAUUGUUCCAGUUCUUCCAUAAAACUUGGACAUUGGAGCCAUUUGGAGUAUAUUUAAAUAUAUCGAUCCAUAGUUAAAUAAAUUAAAAUAGGUUGAAGCAGGUUUCAUAAUUACUAACUCUGUGUGCUGUAGUUUUGCACUUAGUUUCGAAAUUUCAAUUAAUUCAAAUUCCAGACAAGAACUGCUUCAAUUAAAGGUUAAAUGUACAUUUUUUAUGUAAAAUAAAGCCUAUUGUAUUACAG
This is a messenger RNA of Clarias gariepinus (North African catfish), 2085 nucleotides long. RefSeq names its product GTPase IMAP family member 9 (gene gimapl). Bases 98 to 934 code for a protein of 278 amino acids. Lineage: Eukaryota; Metazoa; Chordata; Actinopteri; Siluriformes; Clariidae. The transcript has 3 exons. Gene Ontology annotation, molecular function: GTP binding. The record is from RefSeq and is a predicted model, not a curated record.